Molecule: messenger RNA, 3998 nt
Organism: Paramacrobiotus metropolitanus
Lineage: Eukaryota; Metazoa; Tardigrada; Eutardigrada; Parachela; Macrobiotidae
Product: DNA damage-binding protein 1-like
Exons: 4
Coding region: 220-3714 (1164 amino acids)
Cellular component (GO): nucleus
Molecular function (GO): protein binding; nucleic acid binding
Source: RefSeq, a predicted model, not a curated record
CAAAAACCAAGAACGAUGAUAAACGGGCAAUGGUUUUCCGUUUUCAGCUUCGACUGCUUCGUCGUAACUUUUGCUUGUUUUUCGUGAUUUAUGAGCGUUUUUUAAGUGAGGACACUGGUGGGCUGUAAAAAUUGUAGGCCAGAUUUUGAUGCGGUUUCGCAAAACAGCGUCUCAAGUCUUAGCAAAAUUUGACCAGCUACUACGCUUACAGCACUUGGAAUGGCUGUCCAGCCUUCGCCACCGCAAGGCUGCUACUAUGUGGCCACAGCUUACCAGAGCAACGUUGUGAAGUACGCCGCCAGUGGUCAUUUCACAACGAAGGACCAUUUAGAGUUGCUGACGGUUCGGACAAAUUAUCUGGAAUUAUCGCGAGUAGAUGGCGAUGAUCUGCAGGAUGUCAGACAGCUCAAUUUCUCCGCCGCUGUCAGUGGGCUGUGGGCAUUUCGCCCUGAAGCCGACAGCCAUCAUGCUGUCUUGAUUCUCACUCGGCGGCAUCAUCUGAUUAUGUUGCAGUUUGAAAACUCUUCUUCGGGAAUCAAAAUCGUUGAACGGGGCGCGGGCAAAUUUCCCAGCAAUGCUGAUCUGAUUCUACUGGAAAGCGGUCCUCUCGCUGCCUUUCAUUAUCAUCCUCGCACCACAAUCUGUCUUGCAUUGUUCAGGCAGCGACUGGAAAUUAUCCAGUUCACAUCGGCUCUUAAAUUUGAGACAUUUCCCAUCCGUGUGGAUACGCACGAUAUCGGUGGCAUCGUCGGACUGGGAUUUCUACAGCCUAAUGAAAAUAAUUAUUCUCUGGCCAUCCUACAGACCACCAUCAGAAUGCACGAGGGUCUACCCUUGCAGGGGCCGCUGUUAACGUUUUCCUCCCUUAAUAUGAAAACCAGGGAAAAGGAGAAGGUUGAAUCGUCAUUUACAAAGUUAGACUUCGAAGCGGAUUUGAUGCUGGUUGUGGAUCUCCCGACGGAAGCACCAGGUGUGCUGGUUGUUGGCAACGGUGCAGUGCAGUAUUUCAACACAAAGGAGUACGCGAGCGCCGUUUCCCCGUUUUUAACACGUGCAGGAGUUAUAUCUUCGUGCGAGCUGUACAGGGAUACUGUUCGGAUGGUCGUGACGUACUUGUUGGGAUACAGUGACGGGCGACUUGUGUUGGUAAUUUAUCGCCAUUGUCCACACAACAUGGAGGAGCGUAUUCGCUUAAAACUUCCCCCUUGUAAAUUGAAUGUGGAACUCUUGGGUGUUGCCGCAGUUGCACAAACGCUGUCUGUUAUUGGCGAUGGUCUAGUGUUUCUGGGCUCAUGUGCAGGCCCUGGAUCUCUUAUCCUCCGUAUUCGCGAAAACAUUAACACGGAAACGAAAAACUAUUUCGAUGUGAUUUCUACAUUUCCUGCAUUGGGAUCGGUUUUGGAGUUGGAGGUUAUGAAGCACUCACAGAAACAAGGUUUGGACGAGUGCUCGUUGUUAGCUUGCACGGCCGAUACCUUUGGCAACAGUCUGACUAUAAUACGCAGUGGCAUAAAACUGGAAGACCCCAUGGAAAUUCCAUUGUGCGGCAUGGUUAACGUAUGGUGCGUUAAAUUUCCCGCAUUGAAUUCAGAGGAUGUUUUCGUGUUCUCAACACUGACUGAUACGCGUUGUGCCAUACUGCAGUCUGAGGAUUUGUGCGAACUGGACGUUCCUGUCGAUGGCGCUUUUACAACAAACAGUCGGACUCUCCUGUGUGAUGCGUUGAUCGACUACAACGAGCCUUCAAUCCUGCAGGUUACACCGAUUAGCGUUGUGCUAAUAAAACGAGAAAUUAAUACUGUGAUUAGUGAACUGAAAUUCCAUGAAGAAGUGAUAUCGAAGGCAAAGUUAUGCGACCAAGUGCUUGUGAUCUGCCGCGGUCGGAAAAUAGAAGUUAUAAGUUUCGCUGAUAAAGCCCAUCCACAGUGCACAAAAAUCUAUGAAUGUGGAAAUGAAAUAUGUGGCCUUGAAGUUUUUCCCGGCCCAACGGGAUCGUUAUUCUGUGCUGUCGGCGAAUGGCAGAGCUUUAAUGUGUCUGUGUUGAAAGUUGCCGAUGGGGAAGUGAUCGAAUCGAAUUUGGUUCCGGAUGCGCGCUCACUACCUCGGAGCCUGACUUUCUGCAAUUUUGGUCCGGCGUCUUUUCUGUUCUGCGGAUUUGGUGAUGGGAGUGUUACGUAUUUCCGAUUUGAUACAGCGACGUUGCGAAUGUUCGACCCCAAGCGUGUUGCAAUGGGCACUCGGCCGUUCGCUUUUGUCAGAUUUCCUGUCCACGACAGUCAGAAUGUUUUCGUAUGCUCCGAUCGACCAUGUGUUAUCUCGUUUCGUAAUGGACGACUGAGUUUUGCCAACGUGAACAUUCCUAAUGUUGUUGAUAUUUGUUCAUUGGAAGGACUGGACAAUGCCGCAUUAGAUCCAGAGAGUCUUAUGAUUGUUACCAAUGAAUCACUGCUUGUUGGCCAGCUGGAGGAUAUCCAAAAGCUUCACUUGAUUCCGUUGCCUUUGGGCUUUCAGGCUUUUCAGUUUGCUUAUCAGGCUGAUUCGCACAUGUUUGGUGUCAUUGGUGACCGGAAGGAUUGUCGUGUAAAUCGGUUUUCCAGUGCUAAACCCACAUACGAGGAGGAGGAAGAGCGUGUGCUGUAUAUUCUCGAUCGAAAUUCUUUUGAAGUGGUCACUUCCUAUCGAAACGACGACCGAGAGGAAUAUAUCUGUUGCAUUUGCAGCUGGAAUCCGGAAGAAACAUCUUAUUUUAUCAUGGGGACGGAGAAAAAAGUGGAAGCCGCGAAUGAUGUGGGUUUUGUGUUGCGUGGUUCGGUUUUUGUGCUGCAGCUCAUUAACAGUCGUUUGCAAGUGAUAUUAAGUUACAGCUGCAACCAACCAGUUCAUUUUGUAUCGCCAUACGGAAAAUACCUUUUAGCUGCUGGCGAAACGGAGUUAUAUUUGUAUGAAUGGUUGGGGCAUCAAAUUGACCUUUGCCAUAGAUUCGAAACGGGAGGCGCGAUGAUUUCCAGUCUGGAUGUACUCGGGAAUACUAUCCUAAUAGGCGACAUGCACAAAUCGGUGAUCUUGCUUCAGUAUAAUAAGGAUCAAGGCUUAAGUGUUACUGGACGAGAACAGUCCAGCUACUUUUUGCAGAAUGCCGCUUUAAUUGACGAGACUACUGCGAUAGUAUCGGAUGACUGGGGAAAUUUGGCUGCCAUGAAAUUCACUGGAAAAAAGCUCAAAAGUGCGCUCCUGGAAGAGGAUAAUUGUCAGAUUAUGGACAUGAUCGCUGGUAUCAACAUGUGUGAUCUGGUGACUACAAUUCAAAGAGGCAUGCUUAUACCAGAAGAUUCUGUGGGGGAAUGUUCCAUUAAAAUUCGGAACAGUUUAGUUUUUGGAACUAGCAAGGGACAACUUGGUGUGGUUUUCGAAUUAGACAGUGAAUUGUUCUCCUUGCUGGCAUAUAUCGAGAGUCAGAUGAUGAAGCAGAAGCGUGACCGAGCGCUAAAUGCCGCUGAUGCUGCUGAAGCUAUGAAAUUCUACAAUGGACUGAUGGAAGCGGAUCAUUUUGGGUUUGUCAAUGGAGAUCUUGUAGAGACAUUCUUGCAUUUGCGACCGGAUGAGAUGUCUAAGAUAUUGAAAGGAUUCAAAGGACCUGUUAAGGAUGGAAAGGUCCAGCGCUAUAGCGUUGCGGAUGUGACGAAGUUUUUGGAUGAUUUGGUGCGGCUGCACUGAACACUGUAUUUCUAGAUGCUUCAGGAAAAAAUAGUGAUGCUUACUUGAUUACCAGUAUUUACAUCUUUUCUGGUUGUUAAUCUACCAGCUUUGUACAAGCUCGUGCUUUUGAAUUUUGAUAUCGUAUGAGUUAUCUCAGUUCUCAUUCACACCGAUUGUUAACUGAUGUUUUUGUUCUUGUUACUUAAUUGUUUUGUAUUGCAACUUGUAUUUUAUGUUCUUAGUUUUGAGUACAUACAGUGAUAAUUUGUUGCUUGCUCUUGGGUUGAAAUGGGAUAAAAGCA